Molecule: messenger RNA, 1569 nt
Organism: Paramecium sonneborni
Lineage: Eukaryota; Ciliophora; Oligohymenophorea; Peniculida; Parameciidae
Source: the annotation of a GenBank genome assembly
UUUAAAUAUAUACUUAAUAUGUAAAACCCACUUCAAUAGUUCCUUACUAUUGUAGCCUCAAGAGAAGAAGUUAUAUUUAUGAUUAGAAUUCUUACACAUCAAUCUAUUGAAGAUACAAGAAAUCUAAAACAAUAUCAAUUAGAAAUCAUUAAAGGAGAAAAAAGAAGAGAAGAACUAGAAAAUUAAGUGUAAUCUAUCUAUUAUAUACUAUCAUAGUUAUUAAACUAUUAAUGAAAAUAUACAUAGAAGAAUAUUCCUUCCUAAAGUCGUCCAAAAAUUCAACAAAAUAUAAACAUAUUAUGCUAAUAAAACUAAAGUAAAGAUCAUAUAAAUAUCAGAUCUACUUCCCUAAAUAAGGACAACUAAUUGGAUAAGAAAAUAUUAUUUAACCAAAUCUCAGAAAUGUCAUCAUCAACAUGUAACAUGAAGGCUUAGUUUCUAUACUUAAAUACUUAAGUAACGUUUAGAAAAUGAGAAUGAAAUAAGAACUUAAUCGGGCAUAGUAUAUGGAAAAGUAAUAUAUAAAAGGCUAUGCUUUAUUCUAGAGAAGAGAGAUGUAAUCGUAACGAGAAGUUCUUUUCCGAACCUCUACUUGUGGGAAAUUUUGGUAUGAAUUACAUCAACAAAUUACAUCAGAAAUAUUAUUUCUUAGCAUCUUAAAGAAAUUGGAAGAAUGUUUAUGAUAUUCUUAGUUUAGAUGAUAAUACUAAACAAUUAUAUUUAUAAGGAGCAGGUUAACAAUUAUUUUUAUUUAGGUUUUAAAAGUGUUAUUGCCAGUAUUAAUAAAUAAAAAAAGUCAAAUGAUGCCCCUUAAGUAUAUAUUCCUAUUGAAACAACCUAAGAAAUCAUUACAACUCGUUAUGAAAAGUUGCUCAAGGAACUUUAUGACAUGAAUUGUCAUGUUUCAAAAUCUAUUAUGAAAUAUAAUGAAUUUCAUCAACAUAGAAAAAAGAAUAAGGAAUCCUCAAAUAGAAUUAAAAUAACUACUACUAGACAUUCUUAAUAGGUUAAAAUACUUAAUUUAAGUGACUUUGGUAAAUUUUCUGCUCCUUCAUCCAGAUAUAGUAGAACAAGAUAACUCAAAACAUAGUUAUCAUGUCUAUAAUCUCCGUCUGAACCACAAAUUAAAUAAUAUGAGUUUCUUUUAAGUUUAAGAUAACCUGUUAAUUCUGGACGCCUGAUUAAUAAAUGCAUUAAUUAAAAUUCAUGAAAUACUUUAAGGAAGCUUCAUUCUCAUUCAAAUAAAAAUUUGGCUAUUCACCAGACGAAUAAGCUAUCAAACUCUUCGACUAAGCAUAUCAUUAUGAAAGCUCUAUUCUUCCUGUCAAUCUUCUUGAUCAAAUUGCUGAAUUGAGUUUUCAAAUGUAUUUAUAUAUAAUUUAUACUUUUUCAAGGGAUCAUUAUCCAAAAAUUAUCAAUUAAAUUGUUCUACAAUUAUCCACUGUUGGAAUCGCUACAAAUGUCAUUCUUAAAGUAUUAUAUUUCUAAUUUUAUUCCAAUAGACUCUUAUUAUUACAGAUUAUCUAUUAAAGUAUGGAUGUUCUGGUAUAAUCGAUGAUUUGAAAGUUA